AUGUCAAAUUUGUUUGUUUGUCAAGUCUUGAUUUGCACUGAUGAGGAUGACAAUGCCUUAAAGGCAAAACUAAGACGGUUGUGCGAGAAGAAGGCUGGAGGUCGUCUCCAAGUUCCCCAGUGGCUCCAUGAUGAGUGGAAGAGCGGAAACCAUCUUACCAUGGCUAAGCAGUAUGAAGCUUGUGGUUUCAACAAGGCCAUGCGCUGCCGCUAUGGGGGUGAGGAUGAAUACCAUAUCUAUGUGCGAGAGAGUGGAAACGACCAACAGAAGAAUGCACACAGUGAAGAGCUUGAAGAACGUACUGUUGAGGACGGGCCGUCUGAGAUUGCUGAUGUGAAUCUUGACCGUCUUGCGGCCAGUGAGCUGCGCAGGAAGGCAGCUGACAGUGCAGCUGUGGCUGCAACUUCGGAGGCCAACAGGUCCAAGGAUGUCUUUUCCAAGUAUGUGGACUCAGUCUUGCAAAAGUGCGCCAAAAUCAGAUCCUUGGUGGGUGACCUACACAAGAACUACACAACGGAUCCGACAGCAAAGAAGGCUGUUCAGACGCUGAACACGGACCUGGCCACCUUGGAUUCGGAAUACAAUAAGCUGACCGAUUGCAUGGCACAGGGAGAACGGGAUGGUUUCGACCAAAAGUGGCUAAUCGGCAUGUGGGCUCAUGUUCAAAGGUGGGUUGAAAACUCAGAGAAGUUGAUGAAGGCUUCCACUUUCGUGUCUGCUAAGCGCCACUUCACGAAGAAUGAGGUGAAGGAGGCUUCACUGGGUCCCUACGCUUGGCAAUACAAACCAGCUAAGAAAAUGAAGUUCAGCGACCUGGACACCGUGGAUCCUAAUCCUGAGAAUUUGCCUGUUACUAGUUGUGCCCAAACUGGGAAGCGUCUGGUGUCUGAAGGCUUGAAGUUCCAGGAUACCUACUUGCAGAAUGCUGAUGUUGCAAAGCUUCACAGGUCCCAAGAUGUUUUUAGAAGAAUCGAGCUGGACCCCUGCAUGAGCUUGAAGCUUUCAAAGCCAGGUUGGCAGGGGUGCAAAAACGAGCUGCGCGGUGGAGAUUCGCUGAGGGAUGUGGAUGAGGGGCCAUACUUCACCUACUUCGUUCACAUGUCAUGGCAGAGGCCGAGCAUGCAGGCGAGUUGCGUCAACCAGAUCCAAACUGCACGAGCGGUGGCUUCGGACAUGGGAAAGCAGCGGGCUGUUGAAACAGGGGUGAGUCAGUGUGCAUCGUGUCAUCUGAACAACUCUGAAAGGGAUGUCCAUAGGAUUGCCAUCAUUGCUGUCAAAGGGGAUGCACCCUAUUUGACCAAGACUGGCCACUUCUAUCGGAGCUACAACACCUUUGCAAAGCGAGGGCAAGAAAGGGGACCGCCUAAGGGGGUGUGCCCGUACUGUUUGGCAGGGACUCGUGAUUUUCCUGCAGAAGACCUAGUGGGUUGCAAUCCAUGUUGGCUUACAACGGUUGGUGUCAAGCUUCCUUGGCUUCGAACUCCUGCUUUCAUUCGUCAUUUGCCACAUGACCGUGGGAACCCUACAAACAUGUACAAGAGUGACAUAUGGCAUGUUGUGCAUCUGGGAUUUGGGCGAAGUUGGGUUGCUAGUGUGAUUCAAAUGGCCCUUCCAUUUCUGCAACAGCCAAAUUUGGAAGAAAAGUGGGGAUACAUUUCAGAGGACUAUACAGCUUGGUGCAGGGCCAACAAAAAGCAGUGCCAUAUCAGCAAGGUCACCCCGUACCUUAUGAGCUAUGGUGAUGCAAGUGGAGCCAUGGGCAAUUGGCACAAAGGGGCUCUUUCUUGCAACUUCAUGCAGUGGCUGGUUGAUUUUCUAGGCAAAGUUCCUGGAGAUCCUGAUGGGUUGUUGUUGCAGUGCCGCCAAGCUACUUACAGAAUGAACUCCAUGUUCAGCACUCUCUACAAGGCUGGUGCCUUUAUUGAUGUCAAUGAAGGUUCUUUUGUGGCCGAGCAGGGGCUUCAAUUCUUGCGGUGCUAUGUGACAUGUGCUGGGGCAAUGUUCAGGCAACAGAAGCAGGCAGAUGGACGCCCCUCUGGACGAAGCCAUCUUCUCUUUGGCCGCCACUCGUCUCGCUGGAUGACUGGGGCCACUGAGACUCCUGAGAAGAAAAAAAUGAGGGGAGCGGUGUCGAUGGCUUUGGAGAUUGGAGAUGUCCAAGAUGGUUUGGUUCAUGGCUUACUUUGGCUUCCUUUUGAGCCAGAAAUCGACGUGCUUUCCUCGCCACGACCGCCAACUGCAUUUGGCUCAGUCGAUUCCGUCACGCAGCUCCGAAGGAACGAGCAGUGGCGGUCCGGAGUCGACGACAAGUACCUUUCGCAAAAAAAACACUGGGCCUGGGGGGUUGGUGGUCUGAAAAUGUCUGAAACAUCGUUCAAGUAA
This is a messenger RNA of Cladocopium goreaui, 2382 nucleotides long. The record is from the annotation of a GenBank genome assembly. Lineage: Eukaryota; Dinophyceae; Suessiales; Symbiodiniaceae.